This is a messenger RNA of Lycium ferocissimum, 825 nucleotides long. Its product is annotated as plastocyanin, chloroplastic-like. NCBI's taxonomy places the organism in Eukaryota, Viridiplantae, Streptophyta, Magnoliopsida, Solanales, Solanaceae. The coding region runs from base 162 to 590 and encodes 142 amino acids. The transcript has a single exon. The record is from RefSeq and is a predicted model, not a curated record.
UUGAAACCCCAUCAUCUAUGCAAACAAUCAACCUCUUCCUUCAAUACUCCAUCCACAACGUCACAUAUUAAAACCCCAUCAACCCCUUUUCACGUUUUCUUGAUUCCAUAUUUUCAAUUAGAUAACCAAUAACAAAAGCAUCAGCCUCAUAUCUAUUAGCAAUGGCCACUGUCACCUCUUCUGCUGUUGCUAUCUCUUCUUUCACUGGCCUCAAGUCUUGUGCUUCCUCAGCUUCCAGAGUUAGCACCGCCUCCGCCAAGGUGGCCGCUACCCCGGCCUCCAGAUUGGCCGUGAAGGCGUAUUUGAAAGACGUCGGUGCUGUCGUUGUCGCCACCGUCUCUAGCGCAAUGCUUGCUAGCAAUGCCGUGGCUCUUGAAGUGUUGCUUGGUAGCGAUGAUGGUGGUCUUGCUUUUGUUCCCGGAAGCUUUGAAGUUGCCGCAGGUGAGAAAAUUACGUCCAAGAACGAUGCCGGGUUCCCCCAAUUUAGGGUCUGUUUUGUUUUGGGUAUUUACGGGUGGGGGGAUGUAAGAGGGUGGGUUGGGUCAGGAGUGGGUUGGGUUAAAAUGUUGGGGCGGGUCCGAAUUAGGUGACAUGGCAGAUGACAUGAAAAAUUAAAAUGACAUGGCAUGACAUGGUAAUGCCACAAUGGAGGAACGUCAGGGCUAAGGGGAAAAAUAACAACUUUAUUAACGAUAAGGAUAUUUUUGAUAAGACCAACUUACUAGGAAUAAAUAUGAACUAUUUGUCAAAUUACAAGAGCAAAUUUGACCCUUUACCCUUCUUGAAAUAUAUAAAUUUUUAAUUAAUUUUAAAGGUAUAUAUUCC